Messenger RNA from Dujonia railenensis, 912 nucleotides. NCBI's taxonomy places the organism in Eukaryota, Fungi, Ascomycota, Pichiomycetes, Serinales, Debaryomycetaceae. The record is from the annotation of a GenBank genome assembly.
AUGAACCAAAGUAUUCCAGGCAUUCAAGGAGGAGUUCCCCAGGCACCUGGUGGGGGUCCAGGACAGGGAAUGCAAGUACCAAUUUCGGGCCAAAAGUCGCCAGUUGCGAUCAACAUUGCCAACUUCUUGAGAGACCACCCCAUUCUUAAGCAAAGAACUGGUUUACUAAACAAUAAAGAAGAUAUCGAGUUUUUCAGAUUCAAAAGAUACAUCAGAGCAUUGACCAGUGAAGAAUAUAAGAAAAAGCAAAUCAAUACCAAGAAUGGAUUGCCGCCAAUUAAAGGUGAGCAAGAGGCUGCAAAGUUAUUCAUCAUGUUAAUUCAAAGUCAGAUGAUUAUCCCAGUAACCAAGUUACAUUAUCAAGAAAUUAAGCAAACGAAUAGAAGUUGGAAACCAAACAAGGCUAAACCAACAUUAGUCCCUUCAAAUAAGGCCAACUUGGAGCCAGAUUCGUACUUUGCGUGGACAUACACCAAACCAAAUCCAUUCAUGUUGCUCUACGGUGUGUUGACAAUUGUGGGGAUCUUCGCCGUGAUUUUGUUCCCAUUGUGGCCCAACUUUAUGAAGCGUGGUGUGUGGUACUUGUCUAUGGGAUGCUUGGGAUUAAUUGGGUUAUUCUUCGGUAUAGCAAUUAUACGUUUGAUAAUCUAUGUUGUCACAUUGGUUGCACUUCCAAGAGCUUUCUGGUUGUAUCCUAAUUUGUUUGAAGAUUGCGGUGUGCUUGAAAGUUUCCAACCAUUGUACGGAUGGGAAGAACCUAAAAAGACCAAGAAAGGUAAGAAGAAGGCAUCCGGUACACCAGCUGUUGCAGGCUCUGGUUCCGCUGGAUCUGCUACUACAUCUGGAAGUGAUGCACAAGGUGGUCUGGCUCCAGUGAAAAGAAAGGUCAUAUUAGAAGAAGUUGAAGAGUAG